AUGGCCCUUGUGGGAUUAGCAGUUGCAGCUGACUCGAGCACUGCUAAUUCUACUGCACCAAGUAUAACUAAUACGACUACGACUCCUAAUACGACAGUUUCUUCUAAUGCAACAAUUCCUUCUAAUACAACAAUUCCUUCUAAUACAACCAUUCCUUCUAAUACCACCACCGGUAAUAGUACUACCACCAGCAAUAGUAAUAAUAGUACUACCAGCAAUACAACUACCACCAGCAAGAAUACACCUGACCCAAAGGUCACGCAUCCCAGUCAACCAAACUACUUUGCCAUGGUAGCCGGGAAUACAUUUGGGGCUGACGACAGUAAUAUGAACAUCAGUGGCUCUUCAAUUGCCGAUAGUUUGGAAGAAAAAAAGCUGACCUGGAAGAAUUAUGCUGAAAACUACCCAGGGAAUUGCUUCCUCGGUCAAAAUAGCACCAAAUACUAUAGGAAACAUACUCCGUUCAUCUCAUUCACAAAUAUAUAUUCCAAUGCGACAAGAUGUGCAAACAUUGCUAAUGAAACUCAAUUCCAAUCAGACUUGAACAAUGGCAAACUUCCCAACUACAUAUUUUACACCCCAAAUAUGGACAACGACGGCCACGACACAAACGUUACAUUCGUGGCAAGCUAUCUCAGCAAGUUCUUGGAUCCUAUGCUUGCAAACAAAACGGCGUCGAAUAAUACUCUCUACGUCAUCACAUUUGACGAAGGAGAGGUCACACCAGGACAGGAGACUAAUCACAUUUAUACCGUGUUGCUUGGGUCACCAGUCGCUCAAUACAAAAACACGACGGAUAAUACCGCAUAUGAUCAUUAUUCAUUAUUGAAAACAGUUGAAAUUAAUUGGAAUUUGAGUUCAUUGAACAGAAACGACACGAAUGCUACAGCAUUUAAAGGAGUAGUUACCACAAACGUCAAUAAUAGUGGUUCGAAUUCAGCUGACAAUUCAGCUAAAAUAGGUUCAGCUUCGUCAAUAAUUUACAAUGGAUUUAUGACUUUAUUAAUUGUAUUUACUACGAUUUUCUUCAAUCUUCUCUGA
Molecule: messenger RNA, 1041 nt
Organism: Ambispora leptoticha
Lineage: Eukaryota; Fungi; Glomeromycota; Glomeromycetes; Archaeosporales; Ambisporaceae
Source: the annotation of a GenBank genome assembly